UCCUCCCUGUGCAGUGGGUGGAGACUGGCUUCUCGACUCAAUGGUGCUUUGAGAACUUCAUCCAGCAUCGAUCGAUGAGAAGGGCACGGGAUGUUCGCGAUCAACUCCAGGGGCUCAUGGAGAGAGUCGAGAUGGAGAUUGUCAGUUGCGGAAUGGACAGUGUUGUCAUCAGAAAGGCUAUCACUGCUGGUUUCUUCUAUCAUACUGCACGCUUCAGUAAGGGAGGUAAUUACAAGACAGUCAAGCACCAACAGACAGUCAUGGUUCAUCCUAAUAGUAGUUUGUUUGAAGAGCAACCAAGAUGGCUGAUUUAUCACGAGCUCGUCUUUACAACCAAGGAGUUCAUGAGACAGGUGAUUGAGAUUGAGAAUGGUUGGCUUCUUGAAGCAGCUCCCCACUACUACAAGGCCAAGGAGUUGGAGGAUGGAUCAAGCAAGAAGAUGCCGAAGGGUGUUGGCAAGUCGGCCGGAAGCUGAUCAGCGUGACAGGAGAUUGUGCGAUAUGAUGAGCACGGUGCUGUAGUCUGCCCAGCUUUGUUAUGUACAGGGGCUUUAAAAAAAAGAAAUGCUUAAAUGCUCCUCAGGGAGUGGAGUAUGUACGUACUUUGUGUUUAAACUGCAAUCAACGGUGAUCAGCAAUGAGCAGUGAUGUAGCAACCAUAAGUGGGCCAGCUAGAUUAUUUUUCAUGGAGUGGCCAGCUGAGAUAUUUCUCAGGGAGUGGAGUAUGAGCAUGCUUUGUGUAGAAGGCUGCAAACAAUGGUGGUCAUCAAUGAGCAGUGAUGUAGCAACCAUAAGUAGGCCAACUUCAUUGAUCCUCAUGGAGUGGCCAGCUGGAUUUUUCCUCAGGGAGUGGAGAAAGGUGUUCUUCAAAAACAAGAAUCCAAGCCAGACGUUGUUGAAAUACAUAAUUUGCCCAGCAAGGUGAAUUUGAUAAUGGUGUCAGGUCGAGUGAUGCAUAGGGAAUGAAGAAUGUGCAUAAGUGGUGCAUAAGACUACAAACUUAAACUUACAUCCAAAGUUAGUCAGCAGUAUGAGCAAUAGGAUUACGCCUGAUCUGAAUACCCCCCUUGAGUGGAGAGCAUGCACACACAACUGAUCAUGCAAUUCUAAACAGUUCUAAGGCACUGUUGAGGUGAACAGUCUGUGGUGGUGAUCUUUUUUUUUUCUUUUUUUUUAAACAAGUGCACACCUAGUUACCAAUAAUGCAUAAAGCAUUUCCAUUUAUUUGAAUGCAGGAUAAAAGAGCAGUGUCGAAGAGAAGAAAAAAAGAGUACAUGCCUGGCUCACAGGCAUAAGUACUGUGGCCAGACCACUCAACCACAGCAGGUGUCAAACUUUUCGUUUAUUGAGAGUUGUUGUCAUUAAGAAAAUGUUUCAAUAUUCAAAUUAAUCAGUGACUUAUUCAGACAACUGUACUGAAUUCCUUGUAUUUGAUAAGUUUCAGGGGUGUGAGAGUUCAGAUUUUUAGCUGAUUUCAGAUUUUUUUGUUUUGAUUUUCAGUUUAAUUCAAGCUUAUUUGUAGCUUUUCUUUGUACAAACAGUAUGGGAGCUCUUUCUAUUUCAGACUUUUUCAACACUCUUCAGCUUUUUUCAGAUUUUCUUAUUUGUGACCACUCACACCCCUGAGGUUUACACUCGAUUUAAAUUAAGAUUUUUCUAAAAAUAUGUUUUAUGAAAUGCUACCCUUUGGGCAAUUCCAUAGCAUAUGUACAUCCGACCCCCUAUAUGUAGGACCUUUAUUAGAUUUUCUGUCUCUGAUUUCUUGUUCUUACAACAGGGAAGGCGGGAUAAGGUGAGCAUAGGGGUAAGAUGAGCCACCCCCCCCGGCCGAUAAUAAAUGAGUAAGACAUUGCGAUGGUGCCGUAUACAUUGAUGACCCAUUGCAGAAGCCUCAACUCCACCACAUCGUUUUCAAUGUUAAAACAAAAAACAAUUUUUGAGAGGGAAAAAUACAAAUUUCAGUGAAAAAAAAGUAAAAAGAGGUGUGAAAUAGAUAAGCGCUUUUUACCCACAUGCAUUUUUAAAUAUAACACAGACAUAAGAGCGAGUGGAGCGUUGUGGCCCAGUGGAUUAGUCUGCGGACUUUGAAACAGAGGGUCGUGGGUUCGAAUCCCAGCC
Lytechinus variegatus (green sea urchin) is the source of this 2118-nucleotide messenger RNA. RefSeq names its product pre-mRNA-splicing factor ATP-dependent RNA helicase DHX16-like. The record is from RefSeq and is a predicted model, not a curated record. Bases 75 to 476 code for a protein of 133 amino acids. NCBI's taxonomy places the organism in Eukaryota, Metazoa, Echinodermata, Echinoidea, Temnopleuroida, Toxopneustidae. The transcript has 3 exons.